Molecule: messenger RNA, 753 nt
Organism: Ilex paraguariensis (yerba mate)
Lineage: Eukaryota; Viridiplantae; Streptophyta; Magnoliopsida; Aquifoliales; Aquifoliaceae
Source: the annotation of a GenBank genome assembly
AUGGCCGAUUUUCUUACUUCUACUCACCGAGCCAAGUGGAUCUUCUCUGCCCAGCAUCUGAUGGAAAAAUACAAAGCUGCUAAUCAAAGGGCAAGACAAGCCCUAGAGAAGUAUGGAGCAACAAGAAUGGAAGUAAAGGCUGAUGGGUCAUUAUCAUACCCUGAACCUCAAAUUGAUGCAAAAGAUAAUGCUGAAAAGCAUUCUCGUGCAAAACCACUUAAGAUUGAAGAAGAACAACAUUUGCGAGAAUUCUAUGAGUUCAAAAUUCAAGAUGUAUGUGAUGCCUUCAAAUUUCCACGUAAAAUUCAGGCAACGGCCCUCACAUACUUCAAAAGAUUUUAUCUACAAUGGUCGGUCAUGGAACAUCAUCCUAAAGACAUUAUGUUGACCUGUAUAUAUACAGCCUGUAAGGCAGAAGAAAAUCAUGUAUCAGCAGAAGAGCUUGGUAAGGGGAUUGAACAGGAUCAUCGAAUGAUCCUCAAUAAUGAGAUGAUUAGUGUAGGAUUUGAUCUUAUUGUUUAUGCACCUUACCGUGCACUUGAAGGUUUUAUUGCUGAUCUGGAGGAUUUCAUUCAAGCAAAGGAUGAAAAGCAUCAGGUGCUGAUGGAUUUGCAUGAAACUGCUAAGAUGGAAGCAGAUAAAACCAUGCUAACAGAUGCAGCACUUCUAUUUCCUCCUGGGCAGUUUGCAGUGUUUCUUGAAAUGGUAGAGAAUAUUACGGAAACCUUAGUGGUGGAGGCUUUUGAUUUUUAG